Molecule: messenger RNA, 702 nt
Organism: Anastrepha ludens (Mexican fruit fly)
Lineage: Eukaryota; Metazoa; Arthropoda; Insecta; Diptera; Tephritidae
Exons: 3
Coding region: 112-690 (192 amino acids)
Source: RefSeq, a predicted model, not a curated record
AUUUCAUUCAAGUAAUAUACUCGAUUGAGGCAUAUCGAAAAGCGAACGCAGCGUUUUUGUUGGUGUGCUAUUAUUUCCUUUUGAUAUUCUUGGUUGUUAGAGGAAUACAAAAUGCUUGUGAAACGUUGGAAUAUAAAAAGAUUAGCCCUUUACGGUUGUGUCGUACUGAUUCUCUAUAUUUUGAUGACGAGUGGAUCUCGAAAAUAUAAAAUUGAUGUGCUGAUCGACAAUAGUAAACCGGAAGAGGUGUGGGAAUAUGUGGCAGAUUUUAGUAAAAUGCGUUUACUCAACCCGACAAUCUUGGACUUCAAAAUUAUCACCGAUAGUGGGCAUGCACACGAUUGGCGUUAUACAGUCGAAUAUACGGAGCGUUUAUCGCAUUGGCCCUACUGGCUGAAUAAGGCGAAAGCGGAUUAUAUUGUGACUAAGACCAUGCCAGGAGUGGAUCCCGCCGUAUAUGCGAUCGAGUCGAAACAUAAGACUUGCUUCUUUAAAGGCACCUAUUGUUUACACUCGAUAAGCGAAUUUAAGUGCACCGCCGCGGGCAAGGACACCUACUGCAGCGAGCAUAUACAGUACCAGUGCCCACCAUUCUUGGGUGAAGCUUGCCGUCGCGAGUUGGAAUACCAACGCCAAGCAGUCAUACACAAUUUAACCGUUAUUUUCAGUAAAAAACCACAUUCUUACUGACGAAAUUCAAUU